Hypomesus transpacificus is the source of this 1768-nucleotide messenger RNA. RefSeq lists its product as uncharacterized. NCBI's taxonomy places the organism in Eukaryota, Metazoa, Chordata, Actinopteri, Osmeriformes, Osmeridae. Bases 130 to 1182 code for a protein of 350 amino acids. The record is from RefSeq and is a predicted model, not a curated record. The transcript is spliced from 2 exons.
ACAGAAUCUAGUUUCAGGAUUGGCUGAGUGAGAACCUCCUCUGAUCAUGACAUACAAAUUUGUCAUUUUUCAUGUCUUUGGGAAAUAACGCUAUUUGUGUGCUUCUAUAUAUUGCAGCAAAACACCAAAAUGGGAGAAGGACUAAGAAUCACUCUGGUCCUUGUGUCCAUAAUUUUCCUUGACCAACUCGGCUGGACACGUGGAGAGGACAUCUUUCUAAACCAUUACACAUCAACGUAUGGGCAGUUGUGCUAUGACGCCUGCAAUUUGUAUGAAAAUGACUACUACUGGUGCAACACUAAAGAGGGCUGGGAUUACUGCUCGUUACGGGAGAACACAGAUUAUAAAGGUUACGAAUGUAGAGAUGACCAUCCUUGUGGGAAGCAUGAAAAAGAUCACUAUUGGUGCUAUACAAAGGCUGGUAAUGGUAGUUUUUGUGGAGAAGUGAAGCUCAAAUCUUUACUAUAUAUAACUUCGAUGUAUCACAGUGUGUGCAGGGACGAGUGUUUGUAUGAUGAGUUGAACUUGCACUACGGGUGUAACACGGAUAAAGGGUGGGACUACUGCUCUCCAAUAUAUAAUGUAACGUUCAAGAACGAGCGGUGCCAAUCGGAUCACUGGUGUGACACCCAUGGCGAUAACCACACCUGGUGCAGGACAGACUCAGGCUGGGACUACUGUGGUCUUAUUGAGACCAGAGGAGUAAAUAGGAUUCUUGAACGUCAGAAAAAUAAACCAAGCAAUGCAGUGCUGAUCUGUACAAUGAAUGACAGUGGUAACAAGAAGGUGACCGAGAUCUCUGCUGAGCCAAAUCCUUCAGGAAUAAGAGAUGGCAGCAGCUGGAGGAAUGAGAUAACAGAUUUAAUUGCUAAAUGGAAAAAUAGUUACUUGGUCGAUCAGGCCAAGUCCAAUCUCGUUGUCUCAAAAAACCUUCGCAUUGAUCAACAGGGUCUGGCGAAAAGACAUAAUCUGUAUUACUAUAACCUCCAAAUUCAGUUGAAUGGGCAUCGCAUACCGGGAACAAGCUCCACAGUGGCCAUGGCGCUUAUACCAAAGAACAAAGGUGUUCCAGACAGAUACGUCCGUAGGUCCUUUACGGAGAGCUUCCGCCGUCGGGCCAAUGUUUAUGUGGAUGUGAGAGAUUCCAACAUUCCAUCUCAUAAUGUACAAGAUUGUGGAUAAACUGAAGAGGUCUGUCCUUAAACCUUUGAUCAGUUAACACAAUUAAAGAUAGUGAUUACUUUAUUACUUAUAUACUGUUUGAAAUGUUCUAAAUAAAAUAAACAAUACCUUGCAAUAUUAAGCUAAUGAGCACAUAACCCUUGGUUAUGUCCAGGAGAGAAAUAUGCCUAUUAAUUAUGUUUCUUGUAUCAUUGAUAAACUGUCAUUAUACUGUUUUAUAAUGCCUGCAUAUCCAUAAGUUGGGUCUUUGUAAGGUGUGACUAGGAAAGGCCUGUGUCGUUGAUAUGUCAGAGGUCACAAUAUUGCCAAAGUGUAUACUGCCAUGCAACUUUGAAUGAAGAAAAUAGAAGGAGCGACAAGGCCAUUUCUAGGACCCCUAUCUAAAGACCAAAAGCUAUCUGGCAUAUAGUGUCCUUUUUCACUGCCUGCAAAGGCUAUGUUAAUUGUCUUGUAUACUCCCAUAUUGUGAUACCAUAUACUCUCUUGAUUUCCUGUAUACAUUGUCCAGUUUUCUGUGAUACUCAUCUUGAGUGUAAUAGGCACCUCACAGUUGUGUAAUAAAUACAUUGAUUUUGUCUUGAACUUG